This is a messenger RNA of Culicoides brevitarsis, 925 nucleotides long. Its product is annotated as outer dynein arm-docking complex subunit 4. Lineage: Eukaryota; Metazoa; Arthropoda; Insecta; Diptera; Ceratopogonidae. The record is from RefSeq and is a predicted model, not a curated record. Gene Ontology annotation, cellular component: cytoplasm. Gene Ontology annotation, molecular function: protein binding. The transcript is spliced from 5 exons. Bases 85 to 834 code for a protein of 249 amino acids.
UUGUCAUAUUAAACGUCGACAAAGAAACAUCAAAGAGCGACGGCAAGAGUUAAGCAUUCAACAAGCCUUUGACUCAAACAAACAAUGAAUCGUUCUGGAAACCGCGGAAAACGACGACGACGAACGCGUGCCGAAGAUGCAGCUGUAAGCUGUCGCCUUCUGUGUGAUGAGGGAAAUAAUCAAAUGAAGAUUGGCAAUGAACAUAAAGCUAUGUCGUUAUUUGCGAAGGCACUUGAAAUUUGUCCUACAGACACAAAUGCUUUAAUUGCUCGAAGUAACUGUUAUUUGCAACUUGGAGAACCAAACAAGGCCCUCGAGGAUGCCGAAACUGCUAUAAACGCUGAUAAAACGAACAUUCGUGCAAUUUAUCAAAAGGCAGAGUCACUUUACUAUUUGGGACAAUUCGAGCAUAGUCUCAUGUUUUUCCAUCGUGGACAUAAAAUUCGCCCGGAAUUAAAGAAUUUUCAAUUAGGGAUUCAAAAAACUCAAGAAGCUAUUGAAAAUACAAUUGGAGCCCAAGUUCGAGCACCCGUAAGUCGUGCAAAAACAGCUGGCGGCAAGAAACGCAGCUCAAAAGCCGAUCCCGAGAGAAUUGCCGCGCGAAAAUUAUUGGGAGAGCUCUUCGUGGACAAGGAAUAUCUCGAAAAACUCCUCAAACAUCCGGAUCUCGUGAAAGCAGACACCAAAACGGAAAAUGUCUCCGAAUUGGCACAGGAUGCCAUUAAUUUCUUGAACAAUCGUCAAGAGUUUUGGCGUCAACAGAAAAAGUGUGGCGGCAUGUUUUCGGACAAAAAGUUGCUUAACGACACGGAAAAUGUUCCGGGAUGGCUUUAAAAAGGCGUUUUUUGAUGUUGUCUUAAAUGUUGUAGCUUUGCACAUUGUUAGUGUUUUAUGUUACUCGCUUAAUUGCAAGAAAAAAAAUGAA